Messenger RNA from Heterobasidion irregulare TC 32-1, 1897 nucleotides. RefSeq lists its product as uncharacterized. The coding region runs from base 981 to 1487 and encodes 168 amino acids. NCBI's taxonomy places the organism in Eukaryota, Fungi, Basidiomycota, Agaricomycetes, Russulales, Bondarzewiaceae. The record is from RefSeq and is a predicted model, not a curated record. The transcript has 8 exons.
CACGCACUGAGUCAUUCGUUUGCUCGCGCUUCUAUUAGUCGGCCUCGUAAACUCUAACAUUCACUCCAUUCGUUCAUGUCUUUCGUCGUCGUUAUUCACUCCCUUUCAGAACACCAUGCUGCAGUACCAGAUAUAAGGACUCCAGCAUCUGUAUCGCAUGCAACCAUGGCUCAUCGGUCGUACCACGCUAGGCUGGGUAUACAACUCGGCGUCCCUAAUUUCGUACAACAACUUCAAUAGGACGACUCCUUCAACGUUAACCUCUUCCCUCCGGUCCUCACGAGAAAUUGAAAUGUGGAAGGCGUUGUACUCGUGGUGAUGAAAUUCCAGAAGUCUGUCAUAAACAUGAUGCUAUUGCCCUUCCGAAACGUUCAAAUGCCUCAUGGCAAUUUCAGUUAUUCAAAAGGGAUAUGCACUCGCAAGUUGAACGUAGGCGAUCUUAUUGCCCCGGAAUCACAAUCAGUAUGCGCGAUAUCAGACGCUCAAGUAAAUUGAGGCAGAUCAAGCUUCGCUUGUGCGUGCUGCAUGGAAUUCGAGCAUAUACAAUGCGCUCGAAGGUGUUCGAUCACCCUAGGCAUAUAUUCACGCGCUUGACUUUCCUACUAUGUGAUGGUCCUAGCUAUUUUCACACAAAGCGGGACUUUAUCUUUUGAUGGUAUCACUAAAGUGUGCUUUGAAAGAGCGGCGAGGAAGGGCACGACUAUGAAGCCUGGCUAGAACAUGGCUUCCAGCCACCUUCAUUAAUUCCGAGCACAUCCCGGCCGCUCCAAUGACAACCUUCAAUACGCUAGAAGGGUGUGAUACACGUUCUUGAUAGUGUCCAGCUCUCCAUUGCCGUGAUGAGGCGUUAAUUAUUCGCAUGAUACAUAUACCUAGAAGAUUUUGUCAGGGAGCGUCAAUAUGUACACGCCUCCCGACGACAUUCUCUCUCGAAGGACACUACGUGCUUCCGUCAUGCCGACGCCCAAACUCCAAAUACGAUGCCCAUGAUCUGGCGCAAUCAUAUUGGAACAUCGUUCAGUAUUUCUCACCUCCUUCGCAGGAUCAUAAUAUGCCUGACUACUGAAAGCUCGAGUUCCAUGUCAUCUCCCCCCUCUCUAUCAUUCUUAGCCUAUGAAGAGAUUUGGACAGCGAACAAAGAUCGUUUAUCGACAAGAGUAACCACCAUCACCAUUGUCGCAGGACUACUCUCUAGCGCUACUGCCUCAUUUGCGACGAUGACCCCACCCGUAGGGAGUAUACUCAACUACAAUACCCGCGGGUCAUACAUCUGUCUCCUUCUGGCAUUCGGUCUCACCUUAGGCGGUCUCAUUGUCGGGUCUGCCAUGUUAUUCGUCACGUCAAAGUGUACUGCAAGCUGGUUCCGCGAGACGCUUGUGGCAUCCCGCUCACGUAUCUGCUACACGCUGGUGUUGAUUGCGUAUCCGUUUAUCUGCAUUGGUGUUGCAACUUCUGUCGGGGCAAUUGGACUUCUUGUAGCUGUGUAGAGCUCCCAAGAUCAAAUCGUUCGCAUCGGCUGCACGUUCGUGUUACUGGUUCAAGUCUCCUUGAUUUUUGUUUUUGCAUGGAUUCAACGUCCUCCACGGGAAUCCCAAACCUUUCGUGGCCAAUAUACCUCCGUAGGCUCGAGCGGGCGCCUUCCGAACGCCAGACGCGUCGUAUGAGACCAUCUGUCUCCGUUCAAUAUACGGGACCGCCAUACACCAUCAAGCGAAUUUAAUGUUUGAUCAUGCGCACGCAACAGUGCGGGACUAGCAAGAGAACGGUGAAUCAAGGAUGUCGAGGGGAUUAUUUUUCUUUAUAGAUAGAUAUGACAGGCUUCAAUGCUUGAGGGUCUUCAUGUGUUCCAGUCUACGUCUACGGUUCUCUAUGAGAAUUCUCAAAUUUGGUCCCUUCU